UCAUUAUCAACUCGCGCUCGGUUCCGCAAAGUGGACAUUCGAUUGUUACAUUCUGAACCUAAGAUACAUACCUACAUAGCACAAAGUACGUCGUUAAAAGUUUUUGUUCAUCUGCAUUAAGCGUCAUUUCGCGAGUACCAUUCAUUAUUGGUGACGUUGAUGAAUUCGGCAGAAGAAUAUUCAUUCAAUUAAUGCCGUUCGGUGUAGGUAAAGAACAUCGUCUUACCGUCUAGAGUUUAUAGACGUACACGCGCUUUUAUCUUCGCCACUAGGACGUUUAGAACUCGUGUAUGCUUAUGCGCUACGACAAAUGUGCGAUCCUUUGAAUUGAAUGUUGCUAAACGGGAACGCAAUUGAUAACAAUACAGCGGCGGUAAAUUUCAAUAGCGUUGGCAGUGCUUUAUUUGUGACACUCGAUAAGGCCAGAGUGUAAAAUACAUCGUCAUUGUCUAUGGUAAAUAAAAGAAAACUGGUUCCCCUAAAAACAGAACCAUAUUGGGGACAAUGAAACAUUGAAGUUGGUGAAAUAUUAUGUGAAACUGCAAAACAAUGUUUAUAUCUGUUAAAGUGACUGCUCGAGGAUUUAUUGCACUGACAUGUGUAGUUCUAGUCAUAAUAGAAGCAACUCAAGCAUGCCUUCCUUAUGUGACCCGUGAGGCGUGGGACGCAAAACCUCCGAAGUCGGUAGAAAAGUUCUCCGGUCCCAUUCCGUUCGUUAUCAUUCACCAUUCCUACGAGCCGGCGGCCUGCUAUGACGAACUUGAGUGCCAGAAGGCCAUGCAAAUAAUGCAACAUAUGCAUCAACAGGUUCGAGGCUGGAAUGAUAUCGGUUACAGCUUCGCCAUCGGUGGUGAUGGCCGAAUAUACCAAGGACGAGGGUUCAAUGUUAUCGGAGCCCAUGCACCGCGAUACAACGCUCGCAGUGUCGGUAUCUGCUUGAUUGGCGAUUGGCGUUUUGACCUGCCUCCUAAGCAAAUGUUGAAUGCCCUACACAGUCUGAUCGAAUACGGAGUUCAUAAUAAUAUUUUAGAAUCGAACUACACUUUGAUUGGCCACCGGCAAACACGUCCGACGGAAUGUCCAGGUGACAGAUUAUACACUGAAAUACAAACAUGGCCUCAUUAUUCGCCGAUGAUGGACGUGGUUGACCCCAACAGUAUUCCAACGUAGACUAAACGGAAUGGUGGAAUGAAUUUUUAAGUGAAACUAAUUUAAAACAAAAAAGCACUGAGCGUAAAACGUAAAGUGAGGCUCGUUUGAUCAAUCCGAACAAGUUAUCAUGUGAUUGUGUUUGUAAAACUUUAUUCAGAGACUGCAAAUAAAAUAAAUGAGGUAAAUAUAGUACAUACUUGCACAUAUAACUGAGGUUUAGGAGACAUUCAUUUAUAAUCGAAGAGUUCAAUUCAACGGUUCCCUUAGAGAUCACUGGCUUUAGAUUUGAAAUCUUUCCACAAAAAUAGUCUCACCGACGAUUUUGGAUUUUUUUAUUAUAUAAGAAGUUAGCAAUUCAGUGAAUUUUUCAAGCAAU
Molecule: messenger RNA, 1528 nt
Organism: Sabethes cyaneus
Lineage: Eukaryota; Metazoa; Arthropoda; Insecta; Diptera; Culicidae
Gene: PGRP-LB
Product: peptidoglycan-recognition protein LB
Exons: 3
Coding region: 550-1170 (206 amino acids)
Biological process (GO): peptidoglycan catabolic process; innate immune response
Molecular function (GO): zinc ion binding; N-acetylmuramoyl-L-alanine amidase activity; peptidoglycan binding
Source: RefSeq, a predicted model, not a curated record